CACCUUUAAAUGUAACAGUAAUGGAGAUUGCCCCACCUCAGCGAUUUGAUUGUUAGUAACUAUAAUUACUGUUAAGGUCCCUUUCCAUCAUCCGUUAUCCUUUUGACUGGUUGUUGGAUUUGUCAUUGCAAAGAAUCAUUACAACCUCUCCUCCCAAUUUUCUUCUUCAUCUGCCCAUAGCACCCAAGAUCAAAUCUUCCCCAGAAACUAGCAGCCUUUGGAAUACGCAAAUCCCAGGAUCGAAUACCCCCGAAGAAAAUCUCGAUAUCAAUUACCUGUAGAGAAAAUUAGAAGCCCUAUAACCCAAUUCGCAGUUGAAGAUUUGAGGGUUUGAAUCGCGAGAGGACGAAUUUUUUUCCGGUGUAAUGAGCACGAAGUACGGAACGCUGCCAACAUCCUCUACGCCGCGACCGAUGGACUACUUCUCCCGCGCACAGGAGACGGGGCGCGCCGUGUACGCGCUGCGACGGCCAUGGAAUGAGCUCUUCGACCGCCACGCCUUUGGCAAGCCCGAAUCAUUUGCAGAUGCCACAGCCCGUGCACGAAGAAAUUUGAGCCAUUUCCGGGUCAACUAUGCCCUGAUUGUGCUGUGCAUCGUGUUUCUGAGCCUUCUGUGGCACCCCAUCUCGCUAAUCGUGCUAAUUGUCAUGUUCGUCUUCUGGGGUUUCCUUUACUUCUGCAGAGAUGAGCCGCUUGUUAUAUUUGGACGCACCUUAGCUGAAGGCUUGGUUUUCUGGGUGCUCACCAUAAUCACAUUUGUGGUCGUCAUGCUCACCAAUGCGAUCCUGCCCUUCUUGAUCGGCCUGCUCAUCGGUGUGGUGAUUGUGAUCCUUCAUGCCACUUUUCGUCUUCCAGACUCUUUGUCCAUGGAUGAGGAUGAAGCUGCUGCAGGGGGAAUGUAUUCUGUUGUCGAUAGCCCUGUUCCGUCUUCUUCUGCUAGGGUUUAGGGUCAGAUUGAAUCAAGUCCUUGAUUGGCUUGAUUUGAUACUUUUUCUGGGGCGGAACACGUGUGGAUUUUUUGGACAUGCGAUUCCAGUGGAAUGGAACCGACAUCAACAUCCUGAGGGUCUCCACCAGAGCCAGAUCCAAUUUUGCUUCAGUAACAAAAAUUCUAUUGAUAUGUUAGAAGAAUAGAAUUAUUUUGUUUUCAUCGAUUAGAUAACUGUUACAGAAUUUCCAACUUGCUUUUUAACUUUUUUGUCGAUCAAGUACACGACGAUGUACCUAUACGUACAAACCUACACCCUGGAGUGUUUUCCUUGGAAGUUAUCGAUCAUUGUAUUUCAUUGCUCCUUUCUAUUUCCUAUUUGAAGUGUGCAAGCUAAGGUGAUUGACAGCUACACUUCCUUUCUGGUUUGUCUUGUGAGCCUUCUGGGUUUUUACUGAAAGACAGGUGUAUACACGCUCUAGUGUAAAUUGUUUACAUCUUCUUUUUAGUUUGGUUAUUCUUUUUCUAGGAACUGGCAUUAA
Molecule: messenger RNA, 1470 nt
Organism: Cryptomeria japonica (Japanese cedar)
Lineage: Eukaryota; Viridiplantae; Streptophyta; Pinopsida; Cupressales; Cupressaceae
Product: PRA1 family protein F2
Exons: 2
Coding region: 366-947 (193 amino acids)
Biological process (GO): vesicle-mediated transport
Cellular component (GO): endoplasmic reticulum; Golgi apparatus
Source: RefSeq, a predicted model, not a curated record